Molecule: messenger RNA, 692 nt
Organism: Epinephelus moara (kelp grouper)
Lineage: Eukaryota; Metazoa; Chordata; Actinopteri; Perciformes; Serranidae
Product: glia maturation factor gamma-like
Exons: 7
Coding region: 158-586 (142 amino acids)
Biological process (GO): negative regulation of Arp2/3 complex-mediated actin nucleation; actin filament debranching
Cellular component (GO): actin cortical patch
Molecular function (GO): actin binding; Arp2/3 complex binding
Source: RefSeq, a predicted model, not a curated record
GCACUGGUGCUUGCGCCACCAACGUGCCUGCAUUUCCCCUGUCAUCUUGAGGAGGCUCUUGACAGUCGGAGAGAAGCUGUCAGUCUGUCGCAAGUUUGUUUCAACAAGGAAGCGUCACCAGGAAGACAGGCAGGCAGAAAAGGAGCACUUUUUAAGGAUGACAAGCACUCUGGUUGUGUGUGAGGUGGAUGAAAGUCUGAAAACUAAACUGGAAAAGUUUAGGUUUCGAAAAGAGACCACCAAUGCUGCCAUACUGAUGAAAAUAGACAUGGAGAAACAUCUUGUCAUCCUUGACAAGGAAUGUGAGGACAUCUCACCGGAUGAUUUGAGAGAGGAACUUCCAGAGCGGCAACCCAGAUUCGUCGUCUACAGCUACAAAUACGUCCACGACGACGGGAGGGUGUCGUACCCUCUCUGUUUCAUAUUCUCCAGUCCAGCAGGAUGUAAGCCAGACCAACAGAUGAUGUACGCAGGGAGCAAGAAUGAACUGGUCAAAACUGUAGGGCUCACAAAGGUCUUUGAAACGAGAAGUGUUGAUGAGGUGACAGAAGAAUGGCUGAAGCAGCACCUGUCGUUUUUUCGCUGAACAUGCGUCCCGAAAGCUGUCAGUUUUUCUUUGUGAAACAUGCCUGUGGAUUUUUGUUUACAACUGUCGUGCAUGAUAUUUCUAUUAAAAGAUUUACUGUAUGAAA